GAAUACAUUGUAAUGAGAAGAGCAAGUUGUGUUGCUGGACGUUUCAUAGCUUCUCCUUUGAAGUCGACGCAUAGUUUGUAGAUUUGAGAUUCAUAGAACGCUCAGUCAGUCCGUCAGUCUCUGCGAAGGUAAAAUCAGAUAUAGAAAACACAAAACCAUCAUUUGGCUUGAAUGAACGUAACAACUUCAUAUUAUUCGAGUGUGCAGAAAAGCAUCUAAGGAAACAAAAACAAAAAACAAAAUAGGGAGACUUACGAACUCCACGAACGAACUCAUGAAUCCCGCAAAUAGAGACUGCAUUGAGAGAGUCAUUGUUGAUUGUUCCUUUGCCGGGUGUAUCAUCCAGAAGUAAUGCAGAACUGAUUACAAUAUCACCAUCCACGCCCAUCAUACACACUAGUCAUAGUCAUAGCCUGCAAAUAUGUACGUAGUCAUUUAGUUAGACGCUUCCAGAGUUCCAAAUGUACAUACUACAUACGUACUGUACUGUACUGUACUGUAUCUAUUAGACGCUUCUGAAUUAAAUGGUUUUUCUUCAUACUCUUGUUUAAAGAACUACAUACAUAUGUAUCUAAAUAAUUUACAUAAACUGUCAUAUAUAUAUAAAUAACCACCAUGUACUACUAUGUUUAGAGACAUUAUAUUUGAAUGUGCGUUCGUGUAGAGCUCGUAUCAACAUACGAAGGAGGUAGAGUUCUAGGAUAGAAUAGUAGACGUUGUAUAGACCUUUCGCCAGACCGAUCUAUUGCGCUUUCGCCACAUUGAUUGUAGAUCCGAUUUCUGCUGGUUUGCUGCGAUAUAUGCAGUGGCGAAGUUCGAAGCAAUGGCAAAAUCGCCUGUGCUCAUUUGUUGAAUCGUUUUCGUUUUUUAGUAGGAAGUUCUUAUUUGGCUAUCCUAACCUGUAUGGUCUUGUAAAUAUUAGUGUCACUUAGAGCGUAAGUGGUCUGGUGAAUACGGAUAACAGUUCUUUUCGAAAUGUAUGCGGCUGCUGGUGGUGCAUCAUUGGCUUCGCGCCAAGCACGUCAAAGACAACGUCAGCAGAAGAAGUCGCAACAGCUGCAGGCAAAGUUACAUCCACCGAAGGCUCCUUGUGUAUCGGUUGCUGAACAUGGCGCUUCUACUCCCACCCGCCACUCUCGACAAUUCCAUCAGCUGCCGAAUAAUUACCUGCGAACACCACAGGCACAGGUCAGAAAGCUGAGUGCGAGUUACACAGCUCAGUCGAAGCUCUUGUUGCCAAUAGAUGAAGGGGAUACGCAGUCGGUGUUGCAUAUGCGCGUUCAUCCACAUGGGCAUGGACAUGGACACGGACAUAGUCAUCACGCACAUAGUCAUAGCCAUCAGGAGCAUCAUCAGCAUAUGGUGCCAUACACAGGGCAGCAUCAUGGCCGCGUUUCACCAAAGCUUGUACAUCGUCACUCUGGCAGCAGUGGGACUAGCUUUCACCAUUCCCAUUUGCCAAAGUCAGCAACCGCAACUCUACCACUCGUCUCACAAGUUGAGGCCACACCACCGACGUCGCCAUCGGGCGUAGCCGUCGCCGCCAAAGCGGAUGAGGCGACAGAUCUCCCACCAACGGCAUGUCUAGAGACAGGCUCAUCUCUGCCGUAUCAUGACUCCAUUAUUGUGACGCCGGCCACGCCCAUGGCUUCGCCAGGACACGUGGCCAAACCCCAUGAAGAUCUCUCGGACGCCAUCGCCGAAAAACAGCCGCUCACAGCUGCCAUAGACUCGUGUGAUGACGACGAGCAAAUACACCCACCUACCGGUCCCUUGGAACGCAAAUGCAGUGUUUAUCGCAUGAGGCGUAGCGAUGCCUUUGAAUAUGAGCCUUCGGCCGCCAUGACCGGAGUACGCCGCCAAUUCAAAGAACUCCAAUUCAAUCAACAGAACCAACACUACGAACCCCUGAUAUCUGAUGAUCCGCACCUCAUCUUCAAGGGCUUCUCGUCGACAACAGGUCGAAAAAUCCAAAUCUGCGCCUACUGUGAGGAAGGUAUUUGCGUCUGUGAACACAUUGAGUGCGCUCAGGGACGAGCUGCUUGGUUGGAACGCGGAAGACGUUGCAGUGUUCAAGAGACACAGCAACAGCAACAGGCUACGUGUCAUCGGCGCUGGGUCAAAAGGAACAGGAUACAGGAUGCCUCGCUGGGCGGUUCAUCCGACGAUGAGGACUUUUUGGGAGUCUUGCGAGGUCCAAGUACAUUCGCCAAUGCCUUUUUGUACGUUGGAUUGGGAACAAUUGCCUUGGGACUGGUGAUAGCGUUUGUAGGGACAGGAGAAAAGGGAUUCAAAACUGUCGAGCUACGACUCAUAGGUCCAUCGCUUAUUGGUCUAGGUUUCGUAUGCUGCAUGCUAAGAAUAUUGUUCUGCAUAUGCCCUUCGCAUUGCAUAGCAAACAGCAAAGGCGUCCGAAAGAAAAAUGGUAACAAAGUCGAUGCGGACCACACUACCUCCUUGCUUAGAGGCGAAAUAAAACGAGUUUCCAUUGCACGAGCUCCGGGACAACAAUCAAGAUAUCCCGGCACUCACAAGAGGUCCAAUAGCAAAAUGCUUAACGAAGGCAUGGAAGCCUUACGCCAGAUUGCCACAACAUCGCUCUUUAUGCAGAACGAACAAAAGCCAGCGACAAAUCGCAUUGUUCCCAUUAUAAAGGAGCCCGAAGCGGCAGCAGAAAAAAGUGAGAUGGGUGAGAAGGCAAGCCUAAACGCAGCAUCAAAUCGCGAUGCAAGUGUUCCGGAAAAAUUUACCAAUACCUAUGAGAUCGAGCGAACAGGGACGAGUACUGCCGUUUACACAUCUGCCCCCACCAAUCCUGAGGAUAGUAAAGCGUAUCCUGUGCCUGCGAUUAGCGGUUUCAAUAACAAAUUGUCGCGCCAGCGUGUUUCAGUGCAACAACAAAAUCUAGCCGUUUCCCAAUUAAUUGGUGGACAAGAAUCAGUGUCCUCCUAUGAUGAAGCUUGUGGUCAGCAAAUGGAAACAUCCUUAAUAUUUGUAAGAAAUCCGAAUUUGGACAAAGAAAUGCGCCCGCCUUCGAAUGCUGCACCAACAACAUCGAGUAGGAUGAAUAUAAAUGAUAGCAGCCUGGUGGCAUCAACACAUCUUUCGCCGCCCGAGGCGAGUUCUAUACCAACAGUGCAUGCGCCCAAUUCAUUAGCUGCUGCAAGGCAGACAGGCAACAGUGUUAAUGCGCCUAGUACAGCGAGUACAUAUGCCGCUGCAUUAGCGGCGUCUAUGUCGUCUCGUGGAAAUUCCGAUCGAACGGAGAAUCUCAUACGAGGACCCCUAGCGAUGCCGUUGUCAAUGUUAACCGCAUCGACAUCAUCGUAUGCCUUACCAUCUUCAGCUCCCACAACAUGCCUGACUAGGUCAAUCACGUCAAGUCCGCUUCCAGCACAACCAUCUACAGCGCCCUCUCUCAUGUCUACAACAGAAAUUUCGUCAUCGCUCAACCCACAGGCCAUACCCGGCCAAGUAAUCGAUGAUUUGCCAAUUGGAACCACAGUGCCGAGCUCUCAUAGCAGUAAUUGUGAGCAGCCUCCAUGUACAACAAAUCUGAAAUUUCCCGCAUCCUCAAUGUUAUCUUCCACAUAUUCGGCCAGUUCGUCAACGCUUUCGCCUAAUAGUCUGGUAGGUUCUACUUCGUUCACCGUUCCUUCACUGUCUACCCCGAUAAGCAAAUACGAACCAGAACUCCUUUUGAGUCCUGCCAAACUUGGUCAAUGAACUGUUCUAACUCUGAUCGUCAUGCCAUCUCAAAACUCCUAUGUAUUUCGCCUACAUACACACCCACAUGCAUAUAAACCCAUGAAACGCACUGAAGAUAGAUGUCGCUCUAGGUAAACAAGCAAAUCCAUCAAAGUUUUAGACAAAUUAACCAAUUCUAUCAGCGGAUAUGCUAUUGCUACUCGACGCCAUUCGAUCUCUGAACUCUGCAUUAAACAUUUGUGGAUGCUAAAAGCUUUCAAUGUAUAGAUAACAAUAUUUUUUCAAAUUAUUUCUAGGAUGUUCUCGACUCCUUCGGUCAUAUAAUGUUGCACGCGUAACGAACACCGAUGAUCAAAAGUGUUCAAAAACUUACUUGUUCACUAGGAUAUGCUUCCGGCUUUGCCAAAUGACAGAGUUAUAACCUCAAAGCAACAAUAAGAAAACGCGAUAGAACAAGUUUUUUAAUUGCAUUCCGCCGGGAGGUCGUCCAAGAUAGUGAAUUUUUUAUCUAGGCUGUUACUAUACAUACUAUAUGAAUAAAUUUAUAUAUAUAUAUAUAUACUAUACAUAUAUACAUGUGUAUGUCGAGUAUAAACUAAUUUAGAAUAGUCAAAAUUAAUGAAUGAACCGUUCAUAACAUUUAGUAUAAGAGUUAAGUGAUUAACCAAACGCAUGAAGCGACACAACUGAUUCGGUUACUAGGUAGAUAGUCCAAUAGUCCAAUUUAUCCUCAUUACCUUGCGUCACUUACCUAUAUCUCUCGCCGCCGCCGCCUCGCCCCCGCCACCCAGCGUUGUGCGUUUGCUUUAUCUGAAUGUUUGCAGUCGCAUUUUAAUUUGGCUGUCCAUUGCCGUAGGUCAAGGUCCCAUCUCAUGUCGCCCAACUUUGAUAUCCAUCAUUAUCAUCAUCAUCAUCAUCAUCAUCAUCAUCAUGAUACAUCCCGUCAUUUCGCGCGCUAUCACAAUCAGAACACAAACAUUCACCCAACCACCAUCGACACACUCACUUAUUUAGGCUAGUUUGUAAGUAAAAGUAAAGGAACACCCAAAACCAUACCAAACAAUCCAAACCAAUUACUCCUACCAUGCAACAGACUACAGACUACAAAGGUAUCUAUCAUACGACUAUUGUUGCUUUCAAAUGUAUCUAACUAUGAUGUAUGUAUGUAUGUAUUAUAUAUGUUUAGAGAAUAUAUGUAAACUGUUAUUUACGCAUACAAACAUACAGUACGCCCACAACGUGUGCUAGUCAACUUGUUCAUGCCAAACCGGACAAAGUAUUCACUGGCCUACAGGCACAUCAGACGAUCGGUUUAUUUUAUAAUGUAGUGAGUGGCGACCAAUAGUUACCCAUAAUGAAUUCACAUCAACUCAUAGCCAAGGAAAUUCAAAAUUUGCAAAUACAUACGUAUAUAUAAUUGAUUUCAUACAUAAAAAACACUCCUUUUACAUUUUUUUUAAUUUGCUUGAUUUGUUUGGUUAAUCGAUCGGUUUGAUCCCUUAGAUGUUGCCCAGACCAAAAGGAGGGAUCUUAGUUAACUCAUUUAGAGUACGUAAAGAUUCUAGAUUCGCAUAUGUUGUACCAAAUACCUGCACCAGAAAUUUAAAUCUUAUCCAAAUGUUAAAUUACGUAUGUACGUGUGAAGCUUGUGCAACUUUUUUCUUCGAACGCAUUGUAUGUUAUUACUGCUUCAUCGGUAUAUUAUAUCGGUAUUUAUACCCUACACCACUGCUGUGGUACAGGGUAUUAUAACUUAGUGAAUUUGUUUGUAACACCCAGAAGAAGUACACCGAUCUACUCAGAAUCACUUUCUGAUUCGAUUAAGCAAUGUCCGCUUGUCUGUCCAUGUUAAUUUGUGUGCAAACUACAGGUCGCAAUUUUCAUACGAUCGAAAUUUGGUACAGGCAUGAUUUUCGGCCUAGAGACGAAGCCUAUUGAAAUUUUAAAAAUUCGGUGCAGAUUUAGAUAUAGUUCCCGUAUAUAUGUUCGUCCGAUUUGCAGUAAUACAGCAAUUAAAUAGUCAUUUGGUUACCGAUUGUCUCGAAAUUUGGCAGGAAUCUGGACUCUUGGCUCAUGACAUUACAGUUGAAUUUUAUAGAAAUCGGUUCAGAUUUAUAUAUAUAUUUCCCCGAUUUUCAAUCCUAGAGCCACUGCAAGCGCAUUUAUUCACCAAUCUUCCCAAAAUUCUGUACAACGCCCUCCUCGACGACUUCCUCAAUAUCCUUUAUGAUAAUUCUCAACCGCUUCCCACUUCCAAUUAUCCGCACUAGACGAUCGAUGAAUCGUUUCGUUUGUAUUUCGUAUCUGGUCAUAUCUGAUUGUGGUGCACAAAACCGACAUGUACAAAGUGCCUUAUUGCUUCCCUUAAAAUUGACAUUGAAAUUUGGAGAUACUAUGUUGUAUUCGUGAAGAAAUUUCAAAUUUAGCUUAAAACAUUCUUAGUGGAGUUAAAGGGAAUCUGUGCCAAAUUUCAAGCCAUGCAUGUAUUCCCACGAAUUGUUUGAAUCCUUAAGCUCCAAAGACCAUUGGGAGAGUUGCCAGUGAGCGUUUGCAAAUCGAGUACGAGAUUAGUUUCACGCUUUAGGGACGAUAGAAAAAAAACCCUGUUUUUCUCCUUUUAGUACAGAGCAGCACUGAUUUGGCAUGAAAAAGCCUGUGUACUUAUACGUGUACGUAUGUAUGUUUUAUUAUUUCCCUUGUGUUCACUUUUGUUAUAUCCGCCGUUGCAUACUCCGUAUUCUUGUAGUUAUAGCAAUCUACCAUUAUUAUAAAUAUUUACUAUAACAAAUUGUUUUAUUAUUAAUUACAAUUGCAGCAUACUUCAUAUUUAUCUAUGUAUAACAUGUCCGAGACAUAUACUAUAACAAAAAUGUAAAUGUAUUAAAACAAAUGGAAAAUCUU
Stomoxys calcitrans (stable fly) is the source of this 6609-nucleotide messenger RNA. RefSeq lists its product as uncharacterized. The coding region runs from base 976 to 3726 and encodes 916 amino acids. Lineage: Eukaryota; Metazoa; Arthropoda; Insecta; Diptera; Muscidae. The record is from RefSeq and is a predicted model, not a curated record. The transcript has 6 exons.